Colletotrichum destructivum is the source of this 3757-nucleotide messenger RNA. RefSeq names its product Putative importin-beta domain, armadillo-like helical, importin beta family. Gene Ontology annotation, molecular function: nuclear import signal receptor activity; small GTPase binding. Lineage: Eukaryota; Fungi; Ascomycota; Sordariomycetes; Glomerellales; Glomerellaceae. The record is from RefSeq and is a predicted model, not a curated record. Gene Ontology annotation, biological process: protein import into nucleus. Gene Ontology annotation, cellular component: cytoplasm; nucleus. Bases 187 to 3009 code for a protein of 940 amino acids. The transcript has 3 exons.
UCAACGACUGCCCCUCUCUACCUUACCUCACAUCACCUAUCUCUCUCCGCCGUGUUCGACAACAACACCCCCAAACCCGACCGAGCCUUAAACCACCCCAUCACCACGCCGGACCCUCCUCCGAAUCCUGCCCUCUUGAUCCGUUCUUUGCCUUUCUCUCUUUAACACCCCGAAUAGGCGCCAGUCAUGGCCUGGCAGCCGACCCCGGAGUCCUUGAGCCAGCUGGCUACUUGCCUCAAGGACUCGCUCAGCGGCUUCGACAAGAAUGCGCAGAAGCAGGCAGAGCUUAUGCUCACCCAGGCCAAGUCCUCCCCCGACAUCAACAACUACCUCGCCUAUCUCUUCUCCAGCGCCGAGCCGCCCCAGGGUGUGCAAUGUACCGCCCAAGACUACCACCUCGUGCGCUCCGCCGCCGCCAUCAUGCUGAAGAACAAUGUGCGCACUGCCUACAAGCAGAUUCCCGAGCCCAGCCUGGCCCUCAUCAAGAUGGCCGUCCCCAUGGGCAUCCAGGAUAGGAACUCCCAGAUCCGCAAUUACGCCGGUAACAUUGCGACCGAGAUCAUUAGGAGAGGUGGUAUUCUGAGUUGGCCCGAACUGCUGCCCCAGCUGCUCAGCCUCAUCUCCAACGAGACGGGCCAGGUCUCUAACGAGGGCCAGGAGGGCGCCAUGUCCGCCAUGGCCAAGAUCUGCGAGGACAACGUUAAGGUCCUGGAGCGCGAGCACAAUGGCUCGCGUCCCCUCAACUUCUUGCUCCCCAAGUUCAUCGACGCCACCAAGAGCGAGCUGCCCAAGGUCCGCGCAAAGGCUCUGACCGCCAUCAACGUCUUCACCCCGCGCAAGUCUCAGGCUAUGCUCAACAACGUCGACAACCUGCUGAACCACCUCUUCAUCCUUGCUGGCGAUCAGCACCCCGACGUGCGCCGUCAGGUCUGCCAUGCGUUUGUCCAGCUCGUCGAGACCCGCCCCGACAAGCUGCAGCCCCACAUUGCCGGUCUGGUCGACUACAUCAUCACCCAACAGAGGAGCGACGACGAGGACCUGGCCUGCGAGGCUGCCGAGUUCUGGCUGGCUGUCGGCGAGCACGAAGACCUGUGGCGCGCCCUAACCCCGUACCUCGACAAGAUCAUCCCUGUCUUGCUGGAGUGCAUGGUGUACAGCGGAGAGGAUAUCGCCCUGCUCGGCGGUGCGUCGGACGACGAAGAGGAAGAAGACCGUGAGGAGGACAUCAAGCCGCAGUUCGCCAAGAAGUCGGCCACCAGGGGCAAGGGCGGCGAGGCCUCGGCCGACCACGCCCAGAACGGCAACGCCUACGAGAAGCUGGCGAGCAUGGACGACGACCUGGAGGAGGGCGAGAUCGACGACCUUGACGACGGCGACGAGAACCCCGACGAGCGCUGGACCAUCCGCAAGUGCUCUGCCGCCGCUCUCGACGUCUUCGCGAGGGACUUUUCCGACCCUGUCUUUACCGCCAUCCUGCCCUACCUGACCAGCAAUCUUAAGCAUGAGGAGUGGCAGUACAGAGAGGCCGCCGUCCUCGCUCUGGGCGCCGUCGCCGAGGGUACCAUCAACGCCGUCACUCCCCAUCUACCGGAGCUUGUCCCCUACCUCCUCUCCCUCCUUGAGGAUAGCGAGCCCAUUGUCAGGCAAAUCACCUGCUGGACUCUCGGCCGCUAUUCACAGUGGGCGGCCAACCUCCAGGGCCCCAACCAAAAGGCCACCUUUUUCGAGCCCAUGAUGGACGGCAUCCUGCGUAAGAUGCUCGACAAGAACAAGAAGGUCCAGGAGGCCGCCGCGUCUGCCUUUGCCAACUUGGAAGAGAAGGCCGGCAAGGUUCUCGAGCCCUAUUGCAUACCGAUCCUGCAGCAGUUCGUCCAGUGCUUCGCACGGUACAAGGAUAGGAACAUGUACAUUCUCUACGACUGCGUGCAGACCCUAGCGGAGAACAUCGGCCCCGUCAUUGCGCAGCCCAAUGCGAUGAGCCUGCUGAUGCCUGCGCUGAUCGACCGCUAUCAAAAGGUCGGCGACGACUCGCGUGAGCUGUUCCCCCUAUUGGAGUGUUUGUCCUACGUGGCCAUGGCGCUCGGUUCUGCCUUUACACCGUACGCGCAGCCGAUCUUUACACGAUGUGUCAACAUCAUCCAUACAAACCUCGAGCAGAGUCUGCAGGCUACUAACAACCCCAAGUUGGACUCUCCUGACAAGGACUUCCUCGUCACGAGUCUCGACCUGCUGAGUGCCACCAUUCAGUCUCUGGAGGAAGACAAGAAGCAGGAGCUGGUCAGGGGCUCUGAGGGAACCUUCUUCGAACUUCUCAGCUUCUGUCUGGAGGACCCCCAGGACGACGUUCGGCAGUCGGCGUACGCUCUGCUGGGAGACUGCGCGAGAUACGUCUUCCCCCAGCUCGAGAAGCACCUACCCUCCAUCUUCCCCAUCCUGCUUAAGCAGUUGGACUUGGAUAACAUCCUCGAUGAGGAGAUCGACAGCGGCUUCAGCGUCGUCAAUAACGCAUGCUGGUCAGCCGGCGAGAUCGUCAUGGUCAACAGCAAGACCAUCUCUCCUUUUGUACCCGAGCUACUCCAGCGGUUCGUCGAGAUCAUCUCGAACCCUGGCGUGCAGGCCGCAGUUAGUGAGAACGCGGCCAUUGCCCUCGGUCGUCUUGGUCUCCACAACUCGGAGAUCCUCGCCCCUCUCCUGCCAACCUUUGCCGACGAUUUCUUGUCAGCCAUGGAGCACGUCGAGUUUCUGGAAGAGAAGGCCACAGCGUUUAAGGGCUUCACCCUGGUUGUGGGACAGAACCCGCAGGCCAUGGAGAAGGCGCUGCCUCAGCUCUUCGUUGCCAUCGCGAGGUACCGGGAUAUCAACCUCAAGAACCCGAUCAAGCACGAAUUGCACGAGCAUUUUCAAAAGGUCAUCAACAUGUACCGGGAAUUGAUUCCCCAGUUCAACGAUUUCGUGAACCAGAUGCAACCGCAGGACCAGCAGGCACUCCGCGCGUACUACUCCACAUGACUGGAGCAUGUGGACCCAUCUCGAAUGCGCGCGUACGAAGUCGACGUUGAACGAAGAAUCCAGGCCCAAUUGAGCGAGCUCUCUUGAUAUGAUACGGGGAGGAAAAUACCAUCGAGGCGUCCCUUACGAAUGAGUGAUGACGACGCUUUUUUUUUAGCAAGAGAGGAAGAAAAAUACAUAUCACGGGAGCGAAGAAGAAGGAUCAAAAAAAAAAUGCUUGUAAUUGGGCCACAAGAAGAAUCGCAUCGAAAGAAAGAAUCUGAUGGAAUCUCGACGUGAAGUGGUUGGCUCUUCUUCUUUUUCCGCGACAAGUGAUUCAGGGAGGAGUCAAAAUGGGGUCGUUUCCUUUCUGUUUCUCAUGCUUUUCAAUCUCGCAUUAUCGACGGAGCCAGCAUCAUGGGACGACAGGGUGUUUCUGGGAGGGACGGAGCAAUGUCGAGACAACGUUGUUCCUUGGGUAAGCGGACCAUGGUUGUGGUUCCUUGUGGAGGAUCUGAUAAUGGGGUCGAGCUGCUGCUAGAGUUCGAAAGACAACAUACUGGCUGGAGAGACGAGACCAUGAGAGAGGGAGAGGAGUUGAAGUUUAAACACGGCCGAUUGCGGGGGUUAGCGAAGGCGUCAUGAUGCAUGCGAAAAGGGACAGGGCUCGCCGUCGUAGAUAGGUAGAUAGGGUAGAUAGCUUAGCAUAGGGUUACGCCAACACGCCCCGCCGGGUGAUGGGAAUGGAGUUUUUGGCCUCUUUCUGCGA